Molecule: messenger RNA, 2079 nt
Organism: Fusarium tjaetaba
Lineage: Eukaryota; Fungi; Ascomycota; Sordariomycetes; Hypocreales; Nectriaceae
Exons: 1
Coding region: 1-2079 (692 amino acids)
Source: RefSeq, a predicted model, not a curated record
AUGUUCUCAUCACCAAGGUCUCCGCCUUCUCACAUCGAGACCGAUCGUGAACGAGACGAACGGUCGAUCGCCGCUACCGACGACAUUAUGCUUCUGCGCCCGGACGAACGCCGUGAAGCUCAGACGUCUCAGAGCUCUUAUUUAGCUCGUGAUGAAGCUAAGCCUGUAAAGCAUGGCAUAAAGUUCCCUGGCCUUGCCUUCAUGAAGCGCCGCAGCGACGACUUCUGGAAUGUUUGGCAGGUUUACAGACAUAAGCCUUGGAAUAUGUUUCUUUUGGUCCUUGUUGGCACUGUGUUCGCUGUUGGUCAUCACCUGUUCUACCUCCGCCUUAAUGGGAAAGAGGCUGUCAACCAGUCUCUGAUGUUACGGUACGGGACUAUCGUUGCAUUCUGUGCCAAAGCUAGUCUUGGUACGGCUGUUACUAUUGCGUUUCACCAAAGAGCCUGGAGAGUGGUCCGAAAUAAAACAGCCCGGGUUGAGACUAUCGACUCGAUAUUCACCGCCAACUCGGAUAUCUUCUCCCUUUUCACCUGGGGCUCUAUUCGUAAAGCAAAGAUUGGCACUCUCCUUGCGCUUUACUGCUGGGUCACUCCUCUUGUGGUUGUAUUGACUUCUGAGACUUUGUCGGUUUCUGUCGGUGUCCUUGAAGAAACUACGACAUGCACAUCUAUCCGGACCUUGAACUUUGAAAACGAGGAGAAGGUAUAUUGGCGGAAUCCCCAGAAAAUCGAUGACCAGUUUCUGAUGUCCAUGUCUUUAUGGAAUUCAACUUUUGACUACAGUGUGAGUGACUUCAAGGGGGAAUACUUUGACUAUUACACCUACCCUAGCAGGCAGGUCGACAACUUCGUUGCUACGAAAUCGAUGCUGAUGGGCGAGGCCAUAGUUCGCAAGGAGUCGGCGUUUGAGAUCUGUGGAGAGGGAUGGAACUGUUCCUAUGUCAUCAACUUUGUUACUCCUGGCUAUAAGUGUGAGAAGCUAGCAUCUGGAGUAAAUUCUGAAGUCAAGAAGCUUGGGAAUGCUGCAGCACCAUUCAACACAUCUGUGUUGGCGCCAUUAGGAAACCUGACAUACUACGCCGUCAACGACCGCGAGUAUGACAACCCCCAAAUGGUAUCUUAUCCUGGGGGUAGGCCGAAGGCACAUCCUCCGUAUCCGAAAAACUUUGGAGCCUUCAGAACGGAGCCUAUCAUGUGGAUUGGCUAUGCAACGGUGGAUGACCUUUCUGUCCCUCAGCCAGAUAUGCCAGGCACAGAGGAAUACAUCAAGGCAUAUACGCCCGUUAUCAUCGGGUGCGAGCAUUACGAAGUCAACUAUACUGCCCAAUUCAAUUACACAGGCGGUUCACAAUUUGUUGACAUUAAGAAACGCGAAUACCUAAGAAGGGUGAUUGAUACGACUUACAUAUCGGAGAAAGACCCCGACAAGAGGUUGAAAGACCGAACACAGGCCGUCCCUGACAGAAACUACGUAUUCCCUACGGACGUCAAAAGAUACCGCCGAGUAGCUGCCUACCAUUCCAUCGGCUUUAGGUUGAGGCAAUGGCUCAACGGGACUACCACAAUGCCGAAUUACAAUGUAAAUUCCGAGGUUUUGUCUACGCGGUUGCUCACGCAGGUUAAUUACCUCCCCGUCAAGAACCUUGAUCAAGAAAUCCGAAACUUUUAUGAGGACAUCCUCAUUUCGAUCUUUUCAGACCGUUCCUUCAAUGUAGUCUCGUGGGCGGCGAAUGGGAAACCGUCUGGUGUUGCCAAAGGAGAUCCUUCAACCGCCUAUCCCUGCCAACGUCAAAGGAUAGCUACUUUCUUUCGCUAUAGCAUGGCCCAGCUUCUUAGCGUAUAUGCGGCAAGUAUAUUUCUGGCGGGCAUUGGCGUGUUAUUGGGGUUGCAGGCUUAUCUUGAGGAGGGCGCUAUGCGCGAUAUGAAGCCGUCCUCGAUAAUAGAGGCUUCGCGGGCGUCGAAUCUUGAUGUACUGAGGGCUCGGCAAGGAGGCGGUGUCAAGAUUGGGUACGGACUUGUUCAUGAAGAAGCUGGUAGGAGUGUGAGAAGUUUUGGGGUCGAAGGAAAUGUGCAGCAGUAA